UGAUGCAAAUGAUGCGGUGUUGAUUCUGAUGAAACGAAAGCACAAGUGUGACAACGCAUAUAAAUAGAGCAGUGAGCGGAAGGCAGUGGCACAGCUGAUAAACGACGACUGACUGAGAAGGCUAGGUGCAGUGAUGCUAGCAAAUGGACCUGCUUCCUUUAUAAAGCUCAGUGGCAUUGUGGCAAGUGGAUUUCAGUCUAGCUACUAUCGUAUGCAAGGCCAUGGAAGUACCGACCUUACUAAACAAUGAUGCUGAUACUGGCCCAAACGAAAGUGCACAUAGAGUCAGAAAUAGAAGACAGGGAAGAUCACUAAACCAUGGUAGUGGUGAACCUGUAAGGGAGGACACGGAUGAAGGAGGAGGAGGAGGAGGUGUAGGGAUGCGCUGGAGAGGAAGAGCAGCAGACUCAGGCAGAGGAAGAGGAGCAGCAGAUUCAGGCAGAGGAAGAGGAGACGCAGGCAGAAGAAGAGGAGAGGCAGGCAGAGGAAGAGGAGAUGCAGGCAGAGGAAGAGGAGAGUCAGGCAGAGGAAGAGGAGACGGAGGAAGAGGAGAGUCAGGCAGAGGAGACGCAGGCAGAGGAAGAGGAGCAACACAUGCAUCGAGAGGGGAGAGAAAAGAUUUGGGUGCAAGACCAAAAGUAGGAGGGAGGGGGAUAGGAGGAGACAAAGGACAAGGGUGGGAGUCAGAAGUUGGUGUAAGGAGAGAAGACCAUAGUGCGGAUGGUAGAAGGGGUGAGAGAAGAGAUGGUGCGAGAGGUAGACAAGAACAUAAUGGAGGGAGAUCGAAAUCCACAGGUAGAGUUGGGGCACACCAUGGUCAUGGACUGAGCUAUAAAACACUGGAAGAGCUCUCCGAAAAAGAUCCCUCUGUAGUAGCGAUCACCCUGUCUUCUAAACCUGUCCUGCGAGAACUCCUGGGUGGGACAACAAUGAGAAAUGACCUUGUUGGACUCCUCUGCCUGGUGCUGAGUAAAGCCUUCGAAUCCCGAGCGGAGAGAGGCACUCUGCAGCACCUGGCUGGCAUCAUCAAAGAGUCCGAUUUCUUCUCCACCGUCCUGCCACGCUAUCUGGUGGGCAUGAGCUCAGAGUUCAACCCCAUCCGCAGGGCACAAUACCCACAGGACCUGAAAAACAUCCUGGCUAUUCUGUCAGAGGUCAUCAACACCUUUCCUGCUAGCUCGGUAAAUUCUGUGACUUUGCUACUGACGCUUAUCCCAGCAUCCGUCUGCAGCCUGAGGACAUCAGGAGUAGAUAUCCAGCCUGAAAUUGAGGAGAGAGUGGAAAGUAUUCAGGGCCUCAUCAAGCACUUACAAGAGAAAUCGAGGGAUGGGACCCUGCGCUCAGACAGGGACCAUUACGCCCUCCUACCCACUGCAGGUGAAGAAGACCAGCAAGACUUCAGGACCAUAUCCAUCUACCCAACUCCUGAGGAGUUCCAUCAGGAAGAAAGGCCCUUCCUCAGACCCAACCUCACCUCUCAGCGCUACGCAAGCACUCACCUCUACCUCGACACACAUUUCCGCCUGCUGAGAGAGGACUUUGUGAGGCCACUUCGUGAGGGGGUCCAGCACUUGCUUCGGAGCAAAAUGGAGAAGGGUGAUAAACCACUGAAGACAAAACGCUUUGAUGACAUCAGAAUAUAUUUCGACACAAAACUGGUGGUGCCCAAAUGCACAAAUAAUGGCAUUGCCUACAUUGUCCAGUUUGACAUUCAGCCACUUAAGUUUGUGCGCUGGGAGAACUCAAAGAGGCUGAUCUUUGGCUCCCUGGUCUGCCUGUCGUGUGAUGAUUUUGAGAGCUUCUUGUUAGCCACCGUGUCAGAUCGGGAUCCCAAAGAACUGGCAAAGGGGCAGGUCCAGAUUGCCUUUACUGCAGAGAGCAGGUUCAAGUUGGCGGAAAUGGAGAAAGAUCAGUUGUUCCUGAUGAUUGAGACCACUGCCUACUUUGAGGCCUAUCGAUAUGUUCUAGAGGGCCUACAGGAGCAGAAUGAGGACAAGCUGCCCUUUCAGAGGUACAUCGUGGAGUGUAACAAAGAUGUGUUCCGCCCAGCUUACCUGCAAUUAGAAGAUGUUUAUGACCUGUCGGACGUUGCUCUGCCUCAACACAAGAGGAGUCUAAAGCCAUUUGUCAGCCUGAAUCCACAGGCCUGGCCUCAAAUGACGAAGCUGGGGCUGGAUGACUCUCAGAUGAAAGCCUUCCAGCUGGCCCUCACAAAGGAGCUCACCAUCAUACAGGGACCUCCUGGCACUGGAAAAACCCAUGUUGGACUCAAGAUUGCUCGAGCUCUGUUGGCCAAUAGGAAACUGUGGAGUGAUGGAUUGGACAGGACUCCGAUGCUGGUGGUGUGUUACACUAACCAUGCCCUGGAUCAGUUCCUCGAAGGCAUUCAUACAUUUCUGCCAAAGGGGAUAGUGAGAGUGGGAGGCCGCAGCAACAGUGAGAUCCUGAAGCAAUUCAAUCUAAGGGAGCUGACCCGCUCACCUGACUUCAGACAUUCGCUUCCGUCUCACCUGCGUUUUGCAUUUAAUGAGGUUUACAAGGAGCUGUGUCAGCAGGAGAGGGAUAUCCAGAGUGAGAGUAUGAAGCUGGAGUGUUCCCUGAAAGGCGUCCUACGUGAAGACUUCCUACAGGAGUUCAUUUCAGACAUUCACUGGGACAGUCUGCGCGAGCAACCUACACAGGAUGGUUUCUUGAUCUGGGGUGAGAAGAAGAAGCCCAGUCAGAUGAUGGAGUGGUUGGGGUUGGGUUCCACUGUCUUCCUGCAGAGGGAGACAGAGAAUGCAAAUGGAAAUGAAGCAGCAGAUGAAGAGAUGGAGCUGGAUGACGGAGACGAUUUACUUUAUAUACCAGAGGAAGCAGAUCUGAUCCAGGCGGAGCGGAUUGUUGAAGACAACAUUGGUCCCAGAGGUGGAAGAGAUGGCAAAAAGAAAGACGAAAUGGCAGAGACUUUAAGAGCAUUAGAGGAUCUGAUGCUGGCUAUGAACCUGGAGGAAACUGAAAUACAGGCUGAGCAGAGCGAGGCAGGAUGGGAGAUGCAACGGGCCCAGAAGAAAAAGCUGAAGCACAAAAUCAUGAGAGAGCUGAGGAAUAGCUCGGCCAUGACUGCAGAAGAGGAAAAAGCUGUCUUGGAUAUUUGGACCCUUAGCCGGCCAGACAGAUGGAGACUCUAUCGGUUGUGGAUGGCUCGCUACAGGGUAGCACUUUCCACCAGAGCACUUCGGUCUGAACAGGCCUAUCAGAACGCAGUGGACAGAUUGGCUGAUAUAAAACGUGAAGAGAACGUCCAUCUCCUCAAGGGAGCCACGGUCAUUGGCAUGACAACAACAGGAGCAGCCAAGUUCCGCAAAGUUCUGCAGAAAGUGCGUCCCCGACUGGUGAUCGUAGAGGAGGCUGCAGAGGUGUUGGAGGCCCACACCAUCACCACCCUGAGCGAAGCAUGCCAACACCUCAUCCUCAUCGGUGACCACCAGCAGCUGCGCCCCAGUGCCACAGUAUACGAACUUGCAAGGAACCACAACCUGGAGAUGUCCAUGUUUGAAAGGCUGGUGAAAAUGGGACUUCCUUAUGUCAGACUUGACUAUCAGCACCGUAUGAGGCCAGAAAUUGCCCGUCUUCUGACCCCACAUAUCUACGAAGAGCUGGAAAACCAUCCCUCUGUGUUUGACUACGAAAACAUCAAGGGCCUGAGUACCAAUCUGUUCUUUGUGGAGCACAACUACAGAGAACAGGAGAUCCAAGAUGGGAAAAGCCAUCAGAACCAACAUGAGGCUAAUUUCGUAGUCGCUCUUUGCCGCUAUCUUAUUCUUCAGGACUACGAACCAGAAAAGAUUACUAUCCUCACAACUUACACCGGACAGCUGCACUGCCUGCGCAACCUCAUGCCUGCCAAAGAGUUCACAGGGGUCAAAGUGCACGUCGUUGACAAGUACCAAGGAGAAGAGAAUGACAUUGUCUUGUUGUCUCUGGUUCGCAGCAACCUGCAGGGCAAGGUUGGCUUUUUGAACAUUCCCAAUCGCGUCUGUGUAGCCCUGUCUCGUGCCAAGAAAGGGCUCUACUGUAUUGGCAACAGUGAAAUGCUGGGCAAAGUCCAACUCUGGAGCAACAUCUUCCACACAUUGAGGCAGAGCGACCAGAUUGGGGAUGCUUUGACCCUGUACUGUCAGAAUCAUCCAGAUCGACAGGUCAAAGCGUCUUGUGCUGAUGAUUUCAAACAAGCCCCUGAGGGAGGCUGCAAAAAGCCUUGCGAGUUCCGUUUGGUUUGUGGCCAUGUUUGCACAAGGGUUUGCCAUCCAUACGACCCGGAGCACAAGAAGUACGAGUGUCAUAAGAAGUGCCAGAAAACUAUGUGUGAUCUGGGACACAGGUGCCCACUUGACUGCUAUAAAGAAUGCCCAGAGAAAUGUAUAGUGAAGGUGGAGAAGAUCAUACCCCGGUGUCAACACACACAGAUGGUUCCUUGCCACCAGGACCCGGAGACAUUUGUAUGCCAGGAGCCUUGCAAAAAGCUGCUCGACUGUGAACAUCCAUGUGUUUCGUUCUGUGGAGAACCAUGCACAAGUUAUUGCAAACAGGAGGUCACCUUAACACUGAAGUGCGGCCACAGCCAGCAAGGUGAAUGCUUUUACAAUGACAGCAAAGACAAGCCUCAAUGUAGGACCCCUUGUGUGGAGCAGCUAAAAUGCGGCCAUGCCUGUAAGGGUAACUGUGGCAAGUGUAAUCAGGGACGGUUCCAUUACUCAUGUUCUCAAAAGUGUGAUCGGCUCCUGAUUUGCUCUCACAAGUGCAUGGAGCCCUGCACAAGUGAUUGCCCCCCCUGUCUGAAACCAUGUGAGAAUUGCUGCGUGCACAGCAAGUGUAUGAAGCCAUGUGGACAGCCCUGUGCUCCGUGCAUUGAGCCCUGUGCCUGGCAGUGCCCUCACCUAAGCUGCAGUAAGCUUUGCCAUGAGCCAUGCGACCGUCUGCCAUGCAACCAACCCUGUGCCAGCACCCUGGAUUGCGGCCACCCUUGCAUAGGUCUGUGUGGAGACAAAUGUCCAAGCAAAUGUCGCAUCUGUCAUCACGAUGUGGUCACAGAGAUUUUCUUCGGCACUGAGGAUGAGCCUGACGCUUACUUCAUUCAGCUAGAAGACUGUGGACACAUUGUUGAAUACACAGCCAUGGACCAGUACAUGGAGAUGGAUGACAAACAGCAGGCAAAUGAAGCUGAGCAGGUGGCCAUAAAACUGAAGGAAUGUCCCAGGUGUCGAACAUCGAUUCGCAAGAAUCUACGCUAUGGAUCUCACAUCAACCGCUGUCUCGCUGAAAUAGAGAUGGUCAAAGUAAAGAUAAACGGACGUCGGGUGGACAUUAAAGAGCACAGACAGGCCCUUCAAAAUCAGUGGGAAGGCAACCUUCUUCAAUAUGAAAUGCAUGACCAUGUGGAAUACAUGGCUGUUAAACUGGUACAACCUUAUCUCACAGCAAAGGAUCUGUGGGUGCUGGAAAACAAGAUGGAUUUCCUAAUCAGAAUUGCAAAGCUGAAGAAGAUCCAAAAGGGAAAUAUGUCGGAAUUGAACAGCGAGACAUUAGGAGAGUAUUUUGUGGAGUUUGUGCGCUGGCUCAAUAACUGGCGCCAAAAAUUCUCAGACCAGCAGGUCUUUGAUUUGCAGAGAGAGCUACAGAGGCUCACCUUCCUGACUGAACUCAACGCCCGUUGCCACAAGGCAGACAUAAGAAAACUAACUGACAAAAUAAAUUCCGAGAUACAAACAAUAAGAGAGGUUUUGGAAAGGAUUGGUCCAUUCACUGAGCAAGAUCAAGACAGAGUGAAAGAAGCCAUGGAGGAGCUAGACAGCAAACUUCCUCCCUCAGGCUUGGGGAUCAGUGAGGAAGAGAGAAAGAUGAUCGUCUCUGCUAUGAAAAUAGCGCCUGGACACUGGUACAAAUGUCCUAAUGGCCAUGUCUAUGUCAUAACUGAGUGUGGAGGGGCUGUGGAGAGUCGACGCUGCGCGGAUUGUGCAGCCACUAUUGGUGGGGAAAAUCACGCACUGGCAGGUGGCAACCAAGUCGCCUCAGAGAUGGAUGGGGCACAGCACCCUGCUUGGUCUGAAGCAAACAACCUUCUCAACUUUGAUCAAGUUGACUUCUGAGAGCCAUCUUAGAGAAGUCUGUCCUUGCCUAAACAGUGCAGAUGUUUUGAUGGUUGAAAAAGGUCAUGAUUUGACUGUCAUGACCCCUUUAUUCAUGCUGGACUGCAUGGGAGGGAUUCCUUCAAACAUGACUGUAAGCACCAUAACCUUUUUGAAUGACAUUUACUUUGAAAACCCAUACUUCAUUUGUUCUACCAAUAUUAUGUUAAUCGUUUGUUUUACUGUACACCAACAAAUAUUCAUUUUCUAACUUUUGUUCAUGGAAGUUUGAACAAUUCCUGUUUUAGACAUAAUGUGUUGUGAUAUUGUAUUUAAAAAUUGCUUUGCUUUAGAAAGUACAUACAAAGGAUCUGUAACAAUUAAGAAAGCAAUGCAUUGUCGAUAGUUUGAAUCAUUUGUUUUAAUAAUGUUUUGUUUGUUUUAAACAUGUACUAACUCCUUUUUAGUUUUUAAGUUCAAGAUACCUUAUGUAAGUGACAGUUGUCCUGUUCCUUAACAAUAGGUGGCAGUAAAAGACCGUAAAAGAACAUGCAGAUAAAUGUUAUCAAUAGUUAACAUGCUUGUUACAUGUUCAAAUGGAAUAAAUGUGUUCUAAAUCUGA
Molecule: messenger RNA, 6729 nt
Organism: Trematomus bernacchii (emerald rockcod)
Lineage: Eukaryota; Metazoa; Chordata; Actinopteri; Perciformes; Nototheniidae
Gene: znfx1
Product: zinc finger, NFX1-type containing 1
Exons: 19
Coding region: 222-6128 (1968 amino acids)
Biological process (GO): regulatory ncRNA-mediated heterochromatin formation
Cellular component (GO): nuclear RNA-directed RNA polymerase complex; nucleus
Molecular function (GO): zinc ion binding; helicase activity
Source: RefSeq, a predicted model, not a curated record